AUGACAGGACAAGAGGCCAGCCCUUUGAUGCCUUUGACCCCUUUGACGUCUUGGAUCUCCUCCUGGGUGGGAAGUUCUGCAUCCUCAGCAUCCAACCUUCCAGAUGAAAAGGUGGAGGAUGAAGACAAGUGGGAGCGUGAACGAGCUUUCGACAUCGCUGACAGUUUGGAAAACGGCUUGGCGCGAGAGAUCGUCACCGAGUUCAUGCACCCUCUGCGGCGAGCCAGCAAGCUUUGGAAGUUCCACGUCAUUCGCUCUGAGGACAAGCUCCAGUACCGCCUGUUCUCAGAUGAUGGGGAUUUUCUGAUGUAUGCUCGAGCGAAUCUGGAGGCUCGACAGGUCUCCUUCUACCUGUACAACCCUUGUGAGAAGGUUGCUAACCUGUUCAAUGCAGACAAGCCGGCUUUCACCAUGUCGUGGAACGCUGACAGAACGGAAUGGCGCAUUAUGCAGGAAAGGUGUGAGAACUGCCAGUUUUCACCCAAGCAUCUGACUUGCUCAUGCUAUGGAAAGCAGCAGGUAGCAUGGAUUCGGCACCACAGGAAGCCGGUUGGAGAUGGCAUCUUCAAUUGCAUGGAGAUUCAUGUGCCCGGAUUGUAUUCAGAUGGCAGCAGGGUGGUCUGGUGCCCACUCCUAGGAAGAGCAGACCUUUCGGUUCCUGUGGAUGAAAGCUAUGAGGCUCAGCGAUUGCUCACCAAGCAGCCGACUUGGAACGAUGAAGUCGAGAGCCUUGUGCUGGACUUCAAGGGUCGUCACAUCCUUUCGUCUGCAAAGAACUUCCAGCUUGCAUUGUCUCAGAAGCCUGAACACGUCCUUUGCCAGUACGGCAAAAUCGGGCCCCAGACGUUCAGCUUGGAUUUCAAGUAUCCGCUUAGCGUGGUCCAGGCGUUCGGCAUCUCGUUAACGACCCUCUUUUGGACUUGA
Messenger RNA from Symbiodinium natans, 924 nucleotides. The record is from the annotation of a GenBank genome assembly. NCBI's taxonomy places the organism in Eukaryota, Dinophyceae, Suessiales, Symbiodiniaceae.